Molecule: messenger RNA, 3530 nt
Organism: Fukomys damarensis (Damara mole-rat)
Lineage: Eukaryota; Metazoa; Chordata; Mammalia; Rodentia; Bathyergidae
Gene: Vcl
Product: vinculin
Exons: 22
Coding region: 1-3261 (1086 amino acids)
Biological process (GO): cell adhesion
Cellular component (GO): actin cytoskeleton
Molecular function (GO): actin filament binding; structural molecule activity
Source: RefSeq, a predicted model, not a curated record
AUGCCGGUGUUUCACACACGCACGAUUGAAAGCAUUUUGGAGCCGGUGGCGCAGCAGAUCUCGCACCUGGUGAUUAUGCACGAGGAGGGCGAGGUGGACGCGCCAGAUUCUGCGGGUGGGACGCCGACUCCCUGCUCUGUGACCUUGAGCAAGCCCCCCGCGAGACUCGCAGGGCCUCAGUCUCCUCAUCUAGAAAAUGGGGCAGUCGUGAAAAAGGCUGCCUUGCGGGUUGGAAAAGAGACUGUUCAAACCACUGAAGAUCAGAUUUUGAAGAGAGAUAUGCCACCAGCAUUCAUUAAGGUUGAGAACGCUUGCACCAAGCUCGUGCAGGCAGCCCAGAUGCUUCAGUCAGACCCCUACUCCGUGCCUGCUCGGGAUUACCUGAUCGAUGGGUCCAGGGGCAUCCUCUCCGGCACGUCAGACCUGCUCCUGACCUUCGAUGAGGCUGAGGUUCGUAAAAUUAUUAGAGUUUGCAAAGGAAUUCUGGAAUAUCUUACAGUGGCAGAGGUGGUGGAGACUAUGGAAGAUUUGGUCACUUAUACAAAGAAUCUUGGGCCAGGAAUGACCAAGAUGGCCAAGAUGAUUGACGAGAGACAGCAGGAGUUGACUCACCAGGAGCACCGAGUAAUGCUGGUGAACUCCAUGAACACGGUCAAAGAGUUGCUUCCAGUUCUCAUUUCCGCUAUGAAGAUUUUUGUAACAACUAAAAACUCUAAGAAUCAAGGAAUAGAAGAAGCUUUGAAAAAUCGCAAUUUUACUGUAGAAAAGAUGAGUGCUGAAAUUAACGAGAUCAUUCGUGUAUUACAACUCACUUCUUGGGAUGAAGAUGCCUGGGCCAGCAAGGACACUGAAGCCAUGAAGAGAGCAUUGGCCUCCAUAGACUCCAAACUGAACCAGGCCAAAGGUUGGCUUCGUGACCCUAGUGCCUCCCCAGGGGACGCUGGUGAGCAGGCCAUCAGGCAGAUCCUAGAUGAAGCUGGAAAAGUCGGUGAGCUCUGUGCAGGCAAGGAGCGCAGGGAGAUCCUGGGGACGUGCAAGAUGCUGGGGCAGAUGACUGACCAGGUGGCUGACCUCCGGGCCAGAGGACAAGGAGCCUCUCCAGUGGCCAUGCAGAAAGCCCAGCAGGUGUCCCAAGGUCUGGAUGUGCUCACAGCGAAAGUGGAAAAUGCAGCUCGCAAGCUGGAAGCCAUGACAAACUCAAAGCAGAGCAUUGCAAAGAAGAUCGAUGCUGCUCAGAACUGGCUUGCAGAUCCAAAUGGUGGACCUGAAGGAGAAGAACAGAUUCGAGGAGCUUUGGCUGAAGCACGCAAAAUAGCAGAAUUGUGUGAUGAUCCUAAAGAGAGAGAUGACAUUCUGCGCUCCCUUGGAGAAAUAUCUGCUCUGACUUCUAAAUUAGCAGAUUUACGAAGACAGGGGAAAGGAGAUUCCCCAGAGGCCCGAACAUUGGCCAAACAGGUGGCCACAGCCCUGCAGAACCUGCAGACCAAAACCAACAGGGCUGUGGCCAACAGCAGACCUGCCAAAGCAGCUGUUCACCUCGAGGGCAAGAUAGAGCAAGCACAGCGGUGGAUCGAUAAUCCCACAGUGGACGACCGGGGUGUUGGUCAAGCUGCCAUCCGGGGGCUUGUGGCUGAAGGGCAUCGUCUGGCCAACGUCAUGAUGGGGCCUUACCGCCAAGAUCUUCUUGCCAAGUGUGACCGUGUGGACCAGCUCACAGCUCAGCUGGCUGACCUGGCUGCCCGAGGGGAAGGGGAGAGUCCUCAGGCGAGAGCACUUGCCUCACAGCUCCAGGACUCCUUAAAGGACCUGAAAGCCCGGAUGCAGGAGGCUAUGACUCAGGAGGUGUCAGAUGUUUUCAGUGAUACCACAACUCCUAUCAAACUAUUGGCGGUGGCAGCUACAGCCCCUCCUGAUGCACCCAAUAGGGAAGAGGUGUUUGAUGAGAGGGCAGCAAACUUUGAAAACCAUUCAGGAAGGCUUGGGGCCACAGCGGAGAAGGCAGCUGCGGUGGGAACUGCUAAUAAAUCAACAGUGGAAGGCAUUCAGGCGUCAGUGAAGACGGCUCGAGAACUCACACCCCAGGUGGUUUCGGCUGCUCGAAUCUUACUUAGGAACCCUGGAAAUCAAGCUGCUUAUGAACAUUUUGAAACCAUGAAGAACCAAUGGAUUGAUAAUGUUGAAAAAAUGACAGGGCUGGUGGACGAAGCCAUUGAUACCAAGUCUCUGUUGGAUGCUUCUGAAGAAGCAAUUAAAAAAGACCUGGACAAGUGUAAGGUAGCCAUGGCCAACAUUCAGCCUCAGAUGCUGGUUGCUGGGGCAACCAGUAUUGCUCGUCGGGCUAACCGGAUCCUACUGGUGGCUAAGAGGGAAGUGGAGAACUCUGAAGAUCCUAAGUUCCGUGAGGCUGUGAAAGCUGCCUCUGAUGAAUUGAGCAAAACCAUCUCCCCAAUGGUGAUGGAUGCAAAGGCUGUGGCCGGAAACAUUUCUGACCCUGGCCUGCAGAAGAGCUUCCUGGACUCAGGAUAUCGGAUCCUGGGAGCCGUGGCCAAGGUCAGAGAAGCCUUCCAACCUCAGGAACCUGACUUCCCGCCUCCACCACCAGACCUUGAACAGCUUCGUCUAACAGAUGAGCUUGCUCCUCCCAAACCACCUCUGCCUGAGGGUGAGGUCCCUCCACCCAGGCCUCCCCCUCCAGAGGAGAAGGAUGAAGAGUUCCCUGAGCAGAAAGCCGGGGAGGUGAUUAACCAGCCAAUGAUGAUGGCUGCCAGGCAGCUCCAUGAUGAAGCUCGCAAAUGGUCUAGCAAGGGCAAUGACAUCAUUGCAGCAGCCAAGCGCAUGGCUCUGCUGAUGGCUGAAAUGUCUCGGCUGGUGAGAGGUGGCAGUGGUACCAAGCGGGCACUCAUCCAGUGUGCCAAGGACAUCGCCAAGGCCUCAGAUGAGGUGACUCGAUUGGCCAAGGAGGUUGCCAAGCAGUGUACAGAUAAGCGGAUUAGAACCAACCUCUUACAGGUGUGUGAGCGAAUCCCAACUAUCAGCACCCAACUGAAAAUCCUGUCCACAGUGAAGGCCACCAUGCUGGGCCGGACCAACAUCAGUGACGAGGAGUCUGAGCAGGCCACAGAGAUGCUGGUUCAUAAUGCCCAGAACCUCAUGCAGUCUGUGAAGGAAACUGUGCGAGAGGCAGAAGCUGCUUCAAUCAAAAUCCGAACAGAUGCUGGAUUUACACUGCGCUGGGUCAGAAAGACUCCCUGGUACCAGUAGGCACCUAGCGUACCUCCUGCUGGUGCAGAAACCCCUAUUGAAGAGAAAGAGAGCAAUCUGAGUUCCAGGAGCCACCCAGAAUUGUUGGGAUCUGAAAGCUACUUCUUGGCUUCAUGAAUUAGGAAGGAAUGGGGGCCUCUUCAAAACGUUUAUAUUCUUUUGUCGUGGACACUUUGAAAUGUAUCUCCAUAUAAAUCCUGUAUUCUCAAACAGUUAUACUCAUGCACACUCUAUCCCAGUAGGAGGACUGGGUCUCUAGCCAAGGACUU